This is a messenger RNA of Solenopsis invicta (red fire ant), 3889 nucleotides long. RefSeq lists its product as uncharacterized. The record is from RefSeq and is a predicted model, not a curated record. Lineage: Eukaryota; Metazoa; Arthropoda; Insecta; Hymenoptera; Formicidae. The coding region runs from base 2406 to 3557 and encodes 383 amino acids. The transcript has 3 exons.
CAAUGAAAUCAUUCUGCAAUGUUCCUGCAAUCUCUCUGUUCUGUAUGGGUUGUAACCUCGAGACGAAUACUCGCUCUGAUUGUUUUCAAAUGUGACGUUUGUGUGAAACGGUGUUCCACAUUCAAUUUUACAUUUUUACAACAUGCCGUCAAUAUGCUGUUAAACGCGGACAGCAAACCGAUGGCAACAGUUGCUAUUAUGUUGCGCUAUCAUACGUAUCCCUGCCGCCAAUUUACUUUAGAACACUAUAAAAAAAAUGUAUAGUUUUCUGAAUGUGUUUUUUGAAACAGGCAUUGCAUAAGGUUCUCCUUACAUAAAACUUUUAUAAUUUUUAAUAAGGUAAUAAACAUACGUAUGUAACGUAAAUUUGCGGCAGAGAUAAAAUCGUGAUUUCCUUUAUUACGUACGUAGUUAAAAAAAUCACUUAAAAAUCAUUUCUAUAUCAAGAAUUCAUCACAAAAUCAUCCUAAAAAGUGUAUCGAAUGACGUCAUAAAGAUUUUUCCCAAAAUGACUUAUAUUUGAUGUCAUCAUGAUCUUAUUAUGAUUUCAUGUUCUUCGUGGGUCUUAGAACUACACGCGAUUUCGGCCUUGGUAUUACACGCAAAUUCUUUUUGUUGUAUUAAUUCAUACAAAUUAUUUCUUAUUUUCGCAAUCGCAACUACAUUAUCGUAAUUAUCCGAUAUUUCGCAAAAAUCUUUAUUAAAUUUUACAAUCAAGUUCUUUUCGGUCAUUUUCCUACGGAUAAAAAGUUAACUUUUAAUUCAAGUACGAAAAACACAUCACUCACCGUGAUUUGUUUGAAUCACUCACGUUGAAUUCUUUAACAUUCUUUAACUUGCCCGUCAAAUUCUAUCGCAAGAUUUGCAGUACCUUUGCCUUUUAUGUCUAACCGCAUAUCAUCCGCUACCGCUACUUUCGCGUUGGCCAAUGAAAUGAAGGUGUCGAACAGGUCCUUCCUUGGUGACAUGUGAGCCGUUGCCGCUAAGUCGACGAUCUAUGUUUCGCUUUUGUAUAAUCCGCCGUCAGCUAUAAAUGCAGUCGUCUGAAAUGCCACUUUGGAGCUAUUUUCAUUCUUCUUCUUUUCUCGCUGUUUAGGCUUGUUGUCCUUCUUUUCCUUCUUCUUCUCACUGCAAUUAUUUGCCGCGUGACCAGAUUUCCCACAAUUCCAAUAAACGAAUUUCUUGGAUUUGAAUUUUGAUUUUCUUCCUUUGAAUUGACGCCUCGUAUGAAAAGUCGCAUCUUCUGCUGUACUCUUCUGGCAGAUAGUUUCUUGCAAUAACUUUGUUUUAAUUAAAUCUUCCGUAAUUUGAAUUCCGGAAGCUUCCAGCGCCAUAAUCAUUGGUUGAUAUUUUUCUGGAAGGCCAGCUAAUAAAACUGUUCCAAGCCAUUCUUGAUUUAUUUCAAAGCCAAUCGAAGUUAACUGAUGCGCCGUUGAUAUUAUUUCACCAUAUUUGUCUAUAGAAUUACCGCAGGUUUCUAAUUUCGUCGUUGUAAUUUUGCGUAGUAAACCCACCUUUCUCGUAAGUCCCGAAUUUUCAAAUGCAGAUUGGAGAUUUUUCCAAGCUUUUUGUGCCGUUGUCGCUUUCGAAACAAAAAUCGACAAAAAUCGAGUCGUCUACGCUCAGAAUAAUUUUUGUUCUUGCCUUCGUAAUCUUUUCUUCGUUGGUUUCUGUUCCUAGAAUCGCUUUUCAUAGUCCGUCCAAUUGUAGUAAGCUCUCCAUGGCGAUCUUCCAUGUCGAAUAGUUUUCUCGUCCUUUUAAUUUUGCAAUAGAAGGGUGAUGCGAUUCCGUCAUUUUGUCUCUUCAAUAUCUCUUCUUUUUAUUUAAGAAAUUCGACAGGAACAGGACCUUUUGUGUAACACCGUUAAAUACGACUAAUUCGUCUCACUAUUUCUUCUAAUAAGCAUCGGAGUAUUUUCUGGGUCCAUAACCAUCAAUGUUAGUUUUAUUACGUGAAGAAAUUAGUCGUUAUUCACAGAUUGUAAAUUUUAUUUAAUCAGCGAACACCAUUUACAGAACGUGUUGUCACAACGAGAUAGAUUUACGAAGUGAAGAGAAUUACAAUGACUACGUUUACACGGCACGAUUUACGACGAAGUUAUAACAUCGAUGUUAUAACUACCGACGUUAGAUGCCGUGUAAACGCUAUUUUACGCCGAAGUUAUAACAUUGAUGUAGUAACUCAAAGUCAGUUGGUAAAGAGGGUUAGAGUUACAACAUCGACGUAAAAAAGACGUGUAAACGGUUGCAAUAUAACGACGGUUAUAAUGCCAACCCAUAAAAAUUGAAUUUCUUUAUUUCCCAUUGUUUAUAGAGUUGGUAUUGAGUUUCCAAAUCGUAAGAGAAGGCAAAGAAAAUUAAGGAGGUGCAGUCGAUAUUCUUAACAAUUAUCAAAAAUAAAAACGAUGGAAACCGUGAGAAAACGUGAAAGUUGGGAAACCGAAGAAACUCGAUAUUUUCUUCAAUUAAUGAGAGAACGGCAAGUUAUGAAAAGUUUGGAUGGAAAGAGGUUUCGGGCAGAUGAUAUUUUUAAACAUUUAGAAUUGCCCAUGAACGAGAAAGGUUAUAAUAAGACAGCAAAGCAAAUGCAGACUAGAUUUAGAACUCUAAGACUUCAAUAUAAUAAAAUACGAAGACAAAUGGGAAAAAGUGGAUCAGGCAACUACAUGUCCUCAUUUAUGUAUGUCGAAGAAAUGAGCCAACUUUUGGAAUUUCGUCCCAUUGCUAUAGGAGAUGUUGUAGACAGCACACCAUUACAAGAUUUAUCAGAAAGCAAUACCAAUAGUGAGUCAAACAUUUGGAUUUAUGAAGAUGCUCCAGAUCCACGAGACGGUGCAAUUCCAGGAUGUUCGUCGGACAAUAACUCAACAACAACAGAUCCCUUGUUACAAGAAGAUUCGUCAAGCGAAUCAAAUAUUGCGAAUCAAAGUAAAGUUGAUAGUUUUACAAAAGUUCCUACAAAAAGAUGUAAAGUGAGAUCUCAUGAAGUUAUCGCUCUGAGAGAUGCUCCAGAUCCACGAGACGGUGCAAUUCCAGGAUGUUCGUCGGACAAUAACUCAACAACAGAUCCCUUGUUACAAGAAGAUUCGUCAAGCGAAUCAAAUACUGCGAAUCAAAGUAAAGUUGAUAGUUUUACAAAAGUUCCUACAAAAAGAUGUAACGUGAGAUCUCGUGAAGCUAUCGCUCUGAGAUAUGCGGAUAAAUUAAAAGAAAAUUAUGAAGAAGUUCAAAAUAAUACUAUGGAAAAGAAUCGAUGUUUUAUUGAAAAAUUAAUGGAAUCUGAAAAACAGUUAGAAAAAGAACUAAUUAACAAUAUGCUCGAAAGUCAACAAAAAAUGUUAAGAGAUACAACUAAUCAAUUAUUAACUGGUUUACAAAAUAUUUUUGCUCCUCAGAUUCCGUCUCAAUUUUCCACAGUUUCAGUUCCUACAGUCCAUUCAGCCGCGCAAAGUCCUUUUGUAAUGUCUCCAAUUCAUUAUUCCUCUUCAUUUUCUAAUCUUGAAUCACAAACUUUUCGUUCUUCAAGCCCUUUUCCUAAGGUAUUAGUAAACGGCUGAUAUUACAUAUGGUACGUAAGUAUAGUGUACGUCAAUUCGUUUAAGUACUCUUCGCCAGCGAGCUUUUAAUCUUCCAAAAGCUAUUUCAACACAUACACGGGCAGUACGAAGUCCGGUUCCAGAGAAAUUAACAACGGCGAGUACCGAAAAAACUGUUAGUAUAAAAAAAUAUUCACAAACUGAAAACGAAGAGCCUAUUUCCUUACAAUCAUUAGUAAACGUAAAGUCGCAAAACUCGCAGAAUUUAAAAUUUUUGAGUACUCGGAAUUCAUUACCAUUUACUCAUGACUCUAAUGAAAAUUAAAAAUUAUUUUGUUAUCAAACUUUUUAUA